UCUCUUCAUCCGUCUCAGUCGGUGCUUUUGUGAGGAUCGCAAACCAUAUAAAUUGUAUAAUAAUAUCAAGUGGGGCGCGUGUUGGCCGCAUUGGCCGUCUCUCGUUUCAUUGCCAUGGAGACGCGGAACAACAAUGGCCCCAAACUCCGCCCAGAGGCCGCCGAGAACUUCUCUGCAGAGCAGGUCCUCCAAGGACUCGUUUUGUCUGCAGAACCAGAAGAGCUAUAGAGACUCGUCCCAUACAUUCGAAGAAAGAAAGUCGCUGCGAGUAGAAAAUCGCAGCGGGAGUGCAGAGAUGGCAGGGGCGACGAGCGGGACACUUUUUGACAAAUCGCCGCUGGUCAUGCAGGACUCGAGUGGCGGCGGCGGCGACCACCGCUGGCCGCAGCUCACCCCUCAAGAGGCGCCGCUGGACUUGCGACUGCGGCCGGCCAAAAGUGGCCGCACCCUGCUGCCCUGCGAAGUUUGCGCCAAGACCUUUGACCGGCCGUCGCUCCUCAAACGACACAUGCGAACCCACACAGGGGAGCGUCCGCACGGGUGCGACGUGUGCGGAAAGCGGUUCAGCACGUCGAGUUCGCUGAACACGCACCGGCGGAUCCACAGCGGGGAGAAGCCGCACGCGUGCUCGGUGUGCGGCAAGCGGUUCACGGCGUCGUCCAACCUGUACUACCACCGCAUGACGCACACCAAGGAGAAGCCGCACAAGUGCCGUUUGUGCCUCAAGUCGUUCCCGACGCCCGGCGACCUGCGCAGCCACCAGUACGUGCACAGCGGCGCGUGGCCCUUCCGCUGCCCUGCGUGCGGCCGCGGCUUCAGCAAACUCACCAACCUGCGCAACCACGCGCUCCUCCACACCGGCGACCGCCCCCACGCCUGCCCCCUCUGCGCCAAGCGCUUCGCCCUCGCCUGCAACCUGCGCGCCCACCUCAAGACGCACGCCCAACACCAUCCCAACCCUUUCAGAAUUCAGCAGGAGCAACAACAGCAGCAGCAUUUUGCCAUGCAGAAAAUGGUGAUGGAGGCGCAACUCAUCAUGGCAGUCCUGCAGCACUCCGAUGCAAAUCCAACUUAACCACGCAAUUAAGAUCCAUUUCCUGCAUUUCCAAAGAAAAAAGAAUGGGGUGUGUUUAGAAAGAGUUGUGAUGUGAUCUUCCAUGUAUAGAUUAAAAUUCUUUGUCUUGUAAUUGGAAUUUUUAAGUCCACUUAAAAAGUGGCGUAGAAUGUCAAAAGAUUGCCCCACAAAUAUCGGUGUAUGUUAACUGUUGUGAUUAAUAAAAAUUAAAAUAGGAGAAAGAACAAGAAAUAAAUUUAUCUUUUUGCAUCUAAAACGCCUGCAAUUUUGCUAGGUAUGCAACCACGUUGGCACGGUUGAAAAACGGGUUGCAUAACUCGCACGUCUUUGGGUAUUAAAAAAUAUCCAUUGCUCUUUUGGCUUUGCUAUUAUUUAUUUUCAUGAAUGCUGAUUAUAUUUUGUCUUCUUGAAACCUAUUAAAUUUUUGCGCUAUUGUAGCGUUAAUUUAUUUAAAA
Molecule: messenger RNA, 1530 nt
Organism: Neocloeon triangulifer
Lineage: Eukaryota; Metazoa; Arthropoda; Insecta; Ephemeroptera; Baetidae
Product: zinc finger protein 239-like
Exons: 5
Coding region: 134-1075 (313 amino acids)
Cellular component (GO): nucleus
Source: RefSeq, a predicted model, not a curated record